Nicotiana attenuata is the source of this 735-nucleotide messenger RNA. RefSeq names its product bidirectional sugar transporter SWEET6a-like. Gene Ontology annotation, molecular function: sugar transmembrane transporter activity. The transcript has 6 exons. Gene Ontology annotation, biological process: carbohydrate transport. Gene Ontology annotation, cellular component: membrane. The coding region runs from base 1 to 702 and encodes 233 amino acids. Lineage: Eukaryota; Viridiplantae; Streptophyta; Magnoliopsida; Solanales; Solanaceae. The record is from RefSeq and is a predicted model, not a curated record.
AUGACGAUGAGUGCAGAUCAAAUUCGUUUUAUCGUCGGCAUUCUUGGCAAUAUCUUAUCUUUCUUCCUCUUUGCUUCGCCAAUACCAACAUUUUGGCGAAUCAUCAAAAACAAAUCGGUAGAGGAGUUCCACCCGUGGCCAUACAUAGCUUCUACAAUGAACUGUAUGAUGUGGAUUUUCUACGGCAUGCCUUUUGUUCAUCCCCACAGCCCCCUUGUUGUCUCCAUCAACAGCGUUGGUCUCUUCUUGCAGUUGUGCUAUCUUUCCAUAUUUUUCUGCUAUGCCGGAAAACAGAAUCGGAAAAUUAUUGUUGGCAUGUUGUUCGUAGAAAUCGUGGGCCUUGCCGCCAUCGUAGUUGGAUCCAUGCUAGGCUUGCACACCACCGCAAGUAGAACCAUGAUCGUGGGAAUAAUCUGUACCAUCUUUGGAAUUUGUAUGUAUGGAGCUCCUUUAUCAGUCAUGUUUAAGGUAAUCAGAACAAAGAGCGCUGAAUUCUUACCUACGUGGCUUUCCGUAGCAUGCUUCCUCAAUGGAAUCUGCUGGGCCGGCUAUGCUCUCCUCAAGUUUGACCCCUACAUCUUGACUGGAAAUGGAAUUGGAGCACUAUUAGGUUUGAUUCAGCUGCUGUUGCUCUUCAUUUACCGCAAUCCAAAGAAAGAGGACGAGAAGCAGGCUACCGUGGAGCUCGUAUACAACGUCUGAUUUCCUCCAUCUCUCAACAGAAGACUAUGAUUC